Messenger RNA from Hemicordylus capensis (graceful crag lizard), 2864 nucleotides. It is a transcript of the gene EPOR, whose product is annotated as erythropoietin receptor. Gene Ontology annotation, biological process: cytokine-mediated signaling pathway; positive regulation of cell population proliferation; hemopoiesis. Gene Ontology annotation, molecular function: protein binding; cytokine receptor activity. The record is from RefSeq and is a predicted model, not a curated record. The transcript is spliced from 8 exons. Gene Ontology annotation, cellular component: external side of plasma membrane; membrane. Lineage: Eukaryota; Metazoa; Chordata; Lepidosauria; Squamata; Cordylidae. The coding region runs from base 40 to 1536 and encodes 498 amino acids.
GCUACGAGGAAGUCGCCACUGGGAGAGUGUCGCGCCCACAUGGAGCAAAGCUGGAGACACACAGCAGCCGCCGCUGCCCUUUUGGCCCUGGUGCUUUGGGCCUCGGGCUGUGGCUCCUCUCCGGAAGAGACAGCGAGGCGCUCUGCCUUCAACAGCAAAGUUGACCGUCUACUGGUUGAGGAACCCUUGGACCCCAAAUGUUUCACCGAAUGGCUGGAAGACCUAGUCUGUUUCUGGGAGACAUCAGAACUGCCAAAGGAGGGAGACAACCAGACCACAUACAUCUUUGGUUACAAGUUUGAUGAUGAAACCUCUCUGAAUCUGUGCAAUUUGACUGUGGAGAACACGCCCCGGAAUACCACACGUUACACUUGCAUCUUUCCAAGGAAGUAUGUUUCAGCCUUCGCUGCCCUUGAGAUCAAGAUCUUUAAUGAGCGCUCCCCCAGCAGCACUCUGUACCUCAGAUCUAUCUGGGUGAACAAAAUAGUUUUUUUGGAUUCUCCUUCUAACCUGACUGUGCACCUGAUGGAGCCUCCGGGACAGCUGAAUCUGAGCUGGCACCCCCCUUCCUUUCCACUGAUGGAGAAGCAGAUCCGCUACGAGGUGAUCAUUUCCCAUGUGGGUUUCAAACCCCAGAAGAGGUAUGUUGAAAAUGGACAGACAUAUUUGAUCAUCAGUGGCCUGAAAAGCCAGGGCUGGUACACAUUGAGCGUGCGGGCCAAGCCUGAUGGAAUCAGCUACGAUGGCUACUGGAGUGCACAGUCAAAGGCCGUGACAGUAGAGAUGCCCGGUGGUUCAGACCCUCUCAUCCUGACACUGUCUAUACUUCUGGUGCUGAUUGUACUGCUCUUGGCCUUCAUUGCCCUGAUGUCCAAUCGCAGAUUUUUGAAGAAGAAGAUCUGGCCUGCGAUUCCCACCCCAGAGCAUGAAUUCAAGGACCUUUUUACAAUCUACAAGGGGAACUUCCAGCUCUGGCUGGGGCAUCAGAGUGCCUACCUGUGGUGGAGUCAGAACCCGCCCUAUCUGGACGAGCAGCCUUUCUUGGUGGAAAUACUAUCUGAAUGUGACAGCCGCAAGGUGGAUGGGCCUCCACCUCCUCUUCCUCCCAAGGCCUGGGGCUUGGCGGAGCUCCCCCCUUCCCCAGAAUUAUCCCAAGAUGAUUACCUGGUCCUGGAUGAGGACUUUGUGCCUUGCAGCCCAGGAGAGAUUGCCCCCCUGCUCCUGCUGAACAGUGACAACAGUGAGGGCAAAAACCUGGCCCUUGCUGAAGGAACAGGCACCCCGGAGCCCAGCCAGGCUUCCUCUGGCUUUGAGUACACAGUGUUUGAUCCCAGCUCAGAGAGCCUUUCCCCACAGAACCAGCAGACAGAGCUGCCCCAGCUCAAGAGCAGCUAUCAGAUGACGUCCGAUUCUGGGAUUUCUGCCGACUACACCCCUGUAGGCUCCAGUGCCUGCCCGACAAGCUUGUACACCAACCUCUGUGAGGGAGGGCUCCAGCCACAGCCCUUCCUGCCCACCUAUAUUGUGUGCUCAUAGCAAUGACAAGCAGGCACAGAGCCAAUCCUCAGCCUAGAAGAAUGGAGGCAGCAAGAGGCUAGCCACAGAACUUGGCUCCCUCUUCUUUCCUGGUUCUAGAAAAACUCCAAAGGAAGCCAGUGGGGGGAGCCAGGUCAAAAGUGGGGCACCACGUCAAAAGCACCAGGUGGCUCCAAGUAGCUCCUGUGGGAGGGAGAAAGGCUGCAAAGUGGAUGGCCAGGUGACCAUGAAUGGAGAAAGAACAGCCAACCCACAAAACAGACUUGGGGGCAUGCUUGCGUCCAUGACUUCUUUGACUCUCUGGGUAGUACUUUUAGUGUUACAAGUGCUGCAAUGUCAUUCCCUCAUUUCUGCUCACAGGAGGCCCUUCAUCUCAUUGAGCAGAGCUGAAAGUCGGCCACUGAGCCCAGCUAACCUAGUGAGUGAGUUGAUGGCAUGGCCCACCCAUGCUACUGAUAGGCUUGGGGCUUGAGACAGGCUAGAACUCAGGACUUGGGGAAGUCUCUUGAAAGAGAGAGGAAUUCAGGGUUCAGAAGAACGUGGUCUUCAUCUGUAAUGUGGACUUUCCCCAUCUGUAAAAUGGGGAUAAAAACUGCUGACUGUAAAAUGCCAUGAGGCUAUUGCCUCACUUUAGCUGGAAUAAGCACAUUAACCCUUGAAGAGAGCAGCCCUAGCAAUCAGAGGCCUAAAUCCCACCAGCUGUCUAUUGCCAGGCAAGGGCUGGUGAUUCUGUGUAAUUUAGAAGAUUGUUUACUCAGCGAUGACAUGUGAUAUUCACAUUGUUCAGGGAAAACUGGUCAAGAUCCUGGACUUUCAGUGUGCUCACACUUUCCUUUGAAGGCAGGGAUCAUCAUCAUUUCCUUUGAAGGCAGGCAUUAUUUCAGACCAGAGAAGUUUCUGCACUGGGACUGCAACUCAACUCUCACAGAUGUCUGCCUAAUGUUCCUUUGUAUGUAUGUAUCAGAAUUCAGGUUGGAUGUGUACAUAUACAUGUAUAAGCCACUUAAUGGCGCAGUGGGCAAGUAAGCUGCCUAGAGAGCAGGAGGCUGUUGGUUCCCAGAAUAUGGGAAACUCCUAUAUCAGGCAGCAGUGAUAUAGGAAGGUGCUGAAAGGCAUCUCAUACUGCCUGGGAGAUGGCAGUGGCAAACCCCUCCUGUAUUCUACCAAAGAAAAACACAGGGCUCUGUGAUUGCCAGGAGUUGACCAACUUGAUGGCACAACCUUUCCUUUCCUUUUUAUAUAUACAUGUAUAGAUUUUAUAUAGAUUUUUUUAAAAGACUUUAUGUGGUUUUUUAAAAAACAAAUAAAAGUGAGACAGCUUUUAUUCA